CGAAAAGCCAAUGCGGUCUGCGAGAAGACCACAAGGAAGAAGAAGAACGGUAAGGAACGGAACAAGGACGGAUUUGGGAGAUACCCAGAAGGCUAGAUCGAGAAUCGGGUGGCAGUCGGGAUCGGGGAAGCGGAAUCGCAUCGGAUCUGAUGUUGGAUUGGGGAUUGGCUGCGGAAACAGGAGUUAGGGUUUUCGAUUCGACCGCAGCUGUUGUAAUUGUGGUGGGGCUGCACGAUCAAGGAUGCAGCUUCACAUAUCGCCUAGCAUGAGAAGCAUCACGAUAUCGAGCAGCAAUGGGUUUAUUGACUUGAUGAAGAUCAAAGUCGCAGCUCGUCACAUCUCUUAUCGAACCCUUUUCCACCCGAUCCUAAUCCUUGCUUUCUUGUUGCCAUUCGUCUUCAUCCUAACCGCUGUUGUUACCCUUGAAGGUGUCAACAAUUGUUCCUCGAUUGAUUGUCUGGGGAGGCGGUUAGGUCCACGGCUUCUUGGUAGAGUAGAUGAUUCAGAGCAGAGACUAGUUAGGGAAUUCUAUAAAAUUUUAAAUGAAGUAAGCACUCAAGAAAUUCCAGAUGGUUUGAAGCUUCCAGAUUCUUUUAGUCAACUUGUUUCAGAUAUGAAGAACAACCACUACGAUGCAAAAACAUUUGCUCUUGUGCUGCGAGCUAUGAUGGAGAAGUUCGAACGGGACAUUAGGGAAUCUAAAUUUGCUGAACUUAUGAACAAGCACUUUGCAGCAAGUUCCAUUCCGAAAGGCAUCCAUUGUCUCUCUCUAAGAUUGACAGACGAAUAUUCCUCCAAUGCUCAUGCACGUAGACAACUUCCUUCCCCGGAGUUUCUCCCUGUUCUUUCAGACAACUCAUACCACCAUUUUGUGCUGUCUACCGACAAUAUUCUGGCUGCAUCAGUUGUCAUCGCUUCCACCGUUCAAUCAUCCUUAAACCCGGAGAAAAUUGUCUUCCAUGUCAUCACAGACAAGAAAACCUAUGCGGGUAUGCACUCAUGGUUUGCGCUUAACUCUGUGGCACCUGCCAUUGUUGAAGUUAAAGGUGUUCAUCAGUUUGACUGGUUGACAAGAGAGAAUGUACCCGUUUUGGAAGCCGUGGAAAGCCAUUACGGGGUCAGGAAGUAUUAUCAUGGAAAUCAUGUCGCUGGGACAAAUCUCAGUGAAACCACUCCUCGGACUUUUGCUUCAAAAUUGCAGUCUAGAAGUCCAAAAUACAUAUCUUUGCUCAACCAUCUCAGAAUAUAUCUACCCGAGCUCUUCCCAAACUUGGACAAAGUGUUGUUCUUAGAUGAUGAUGUGGUUGUCCAGAGGGACUUGUCUUCCCUCUGGGAUAUUGACCUGAACGGAAAGGUUAACGGAGCAGUAGAAACAUGUAGGGGGGAAGAUCAAUGGGUGAUGUCUAAGCAUUUCAGGAACUACUUCAAUUUCUCCCAUCCGCUCAUUGCAAAGUAUUUGGAUCCCAAAGAAUGUGCAUGGGCAUAUGGCAUGAAUAUCUUUGAUCUACGAGCUUGGAGGAAGACAAAUAUCAGAGAAACAUAUCAUUCUUGGCUUAAAGAGAAUCUGAAGUCGAAUCUAACGAUGUGGAAACUGGGAACUUUGCCACCGGCCCUUAUCGCGUUUAGAGGACAUGUUCACCCGAUAGAGCCGUCGUGGCAUAUGCUGGGUUUAGGCUAUCAGAAUAGCACAGACGUAGAAGACGUGAAGAGGGCUGCGGUAAUACACUACAAUGGCCAGUCGAAGCCAUGGCUGGAGAUUGGGUUUGAGCAUCUCCGGCCAUUUUGGACAAAGUACGUCGACUACUCGAAUGAUUUCGUGAGGAACUGUCACAUCUUGGAGUAGCACUUAACCCUUGUAGAGAAGAGGAAAGGGGAAAGAUCACCCUGAAGGUUUUUGUUUUUUUUGGCUUGGGGGAUUACAUUCAAGAGAACUGCAGAGAUUAUUCACUCAGCGGUGAUUCAGAUUAUCAGCUGCCUCGGUAAAAAGAUGAAAGAUUUUCAUUCUUUAUGUAGAAUAGGAAGGUACCCUUCUUUCUUUUUUUCUCUCUAAAUUCAUUUCAUCCAAUUGGUUUUUGGAUCUCUCGUGACAAAAGGAUAUUGUUGAUAAUAUUGAGGGGAGGAGACUGUUGCUGGCUGCGUUUGCUACUUCUUUUUUGUUCCAUUAGCAUUUUAGUGAAUCUUAUGGACAUUGCUUUCCUCUCAUGAGGGUUCCUUCUUUGCUCAAACAAGAAACAAAUAUUCUCCACUGUAUUUUUGUGAAAGGCUGAAUUAAUAUUAAAUAUAUAUAUAUUUGCCCAUUUGGAUGUGUUUUAUUUAGUACCAAUGAUCUCAGACAAUAAUGACAAUAGUUAUUUUGGCUCGAAUCUAGAAUCAAUUUAUCCGUAAAAAUCUCUCGAACAAAUUUUAGUGUCUUCGUCCUGUGGAAUUUUAUUUUAAGGACAUUAAAUGGAAUUUUAGCCAGAGACAGAGAGAGGGAAGCGUGCUUUUCCAGAAGCAUAGAGAUGGGAGGGACGGCAGAGAAAAUGGAAGCUUUGACCGCCUCUCAUUCGCGAGACUUCGAGAUCUACUAAUCGCAACUCUCUCUCUCUCUCUCUCUGUAUCUAUCUCUGUCUCUUCUCUUGGCAACCUUUGAUUCUUAUAGAUCGUUCCGAUUCAUCUGGGUAGUCUGCUCAGACCAGCCGCAGAGG
Messenger RNA from Tarenaya hassleriana, 2687 nucleotides. Its product is annotated as probable galacturonosyltransferase 14. The record is from RefSeq and is a predicted model, not a curated record. Gene Ontology annotation, molecular function: polygalacturonate 4-alpha-galacturonosyltransferase activity. Lineage: Eukaryota; Viridiplantae; Streptophyta; Magnoliopsida; Brassicales; Cleomaceae. The transcript has 6 exons. Bases 242 to 1843 code for a protein of 533 amino acids.